AGGAUAUUAAACAAGGUAGGCUGCGAUUCCAUGGAUGCCAUGCUGGCGCGUAUUGGAGCAGCGGCAGACCUGUGGAUCGUCCGCGCGCUGCGAGCGCGUGCACUUCUUUCUCCGUCCGCUGCUGCCGGUGCUGCGUCUGACCUCCUCCUCCGCCUCCUGCUCCUGCUCCUGCUGCUGCUUCGUCGCUUGUCCCGACGCGAUGCCGGAAGCGCGUCUUGAAGUUCGAGAAGAGCUGCAAGGCUGAUCUCCUCCUUCGCGUCUUUCGGAUUUCCUCGGACGAAGCACUUUUCGGGUGCUGUCCGACCUCGUCGCGCCCUGCGGCCCUGGACUUUGCAAGGGAGGGGAGGUGACUCGUGUGAGGGCGUGCCUCGCUAAAUAUCGAUUUGAAGCCCAUUGUCGCCUCCCAUUGUGGUGAUGCUAUCGCCCGAGAUGGGUCACGGACACUCACACGGGAAGUGCGAAGAAGAGGAGGAAAAAGAGGAGCAAAAUGGAAGCAGCAGACCCAGACUGGCUGGAGGAGGUGGAUCGAGAAACCGACUCCGGAGAGCUUUCCGAAGCACGGGUUCAAAAAAUGAGCUUAGAAAAUGCAUCAAACAAGAGCAAUUCAGCGGCAUUGUGCGGAUUACUCUCUUCUCGGCAGAGAUGCGGUUCAAAGACAAGUGGUUUGCUUGCGUGUCGCUAGGAGAACAGACAUUUCGUACGGCCACGUCGAACAACACAGACAAACCACAGUGGAAUUCGAAGAAGAAUAUCGUCUUGGAAGCAAAUGGUCCUCGAAUUGUUCACAUUUCUGUCUUUGAGACGAACAAAUUCACAAAGAACAAUUUGGUGGGUUACUGCGAACUUGAUCUCUCCGAGAUUUUUAAUCCGGACGUGGACCAUAAUAAAGAGGAGCAUAAAUUGUUAGAUCCCAAUGGUCUGACUGAAGAUGUCGGAACUAUAACUCUUGGAUAUGAUGCCCAGGAUCGCGAUGAUACUGAAAUGGGCUUCGCUCGACGGUUGCUUUCUCUUGUGGAUUAUGAUGCGGACGGUGAACUGUCUCUCGAUGAGUUUCGUGACCUAAUCAAGGCUUUUGGUAACAAAGUCUCAGACAAGAAGCUUGAAGAGAUUUACAACAAGGCUGAUGUAAAUCAAGACAGAAAAGUGAGUGCCGAUGAGUUGGCUGAACUUAUUGCAAAGAGUGGAGACAGGGAUGUCCUGGUGAAGCAGUGUCCAGUGUGUGGAGAAGCUCUUGGGAACAUAGAUGAACUCAAUGAUAUCAUACAUAUGACCCUCUGUUUUGAUGAAGGGACAGGGAAUCAGAUCAUGACGGGUGGAUUUUUGACCGAGAAGCAGGCCUCUUAUGGGUGGAUGUUCAAGUUGAGUGAAUGGGUAAAUUUGUCCUCGUAUGAUGCUGGUGGUCUCAAGUCAGGAGCAAGUGCUGCACACAUACUGGUUUUUGAUCGAAGAACGAAGCGGUUGGUGGAGGAAUUGAUUGACCGAAAGAUCGUUUUGUCUUUGCGUGCCAUAUAUCAGUCGAAGCUGACGCUUGCUCUUCUGGACAUGCGUACGAAGAGUUUGUUGGUCAAUAUGUCUAUAAAGCAAGGAGAGCGGAUGUCGACACCACAAUCUGCACAUGAUAUACUUAAAUUCAUAGAAUUUUUUCAGGACCGUAUAAAGGUGGAUGAAUUCAAAUAUCCUAUUGAGCAUUACAAGACUUUCAAUGACUUCUUCAUACGAGAGCUCAAACCAGGGUGUCGUCCAAUUGCCCACGAGGACAAUGAUGCAGUAGCAGUCUGUGGAGCUGACUGCCGGUUGAUGGCAUUUAAUACCUGUGAUGACGCAACUCGUUUCUGGAUCAAGGGACGGAAGUUUUCGAUCAAAGGGCUUCUAGGUAGUGAUGAGAUUGGCAAGGAUUUCGCUGAAGGCACUUUGGUCAUCUUUCGGUUAGCUCCUCAGGAUUACCAUCGAUUUCAUAUGCCAAUUAGUGGGGUGGUGGGACCGAUCAUCCACAUACCCGGCCAUCUGUACACGGUGAACCCGAUCGCUGUGAACAGUAAAUAUUGCAAUGUAUUUACUGAUAACAAGCGAGCAGUAUCAGUUAUAGAAAGUAAAGAAUUUGGCAAGAUGGCUUUUGUUGCUAUUGGUGCAACCAUGGUGGGUAGCAUCACCUUCACUAAAAAUGUAGGCGACAAAGUGAAGAAAGGAGAUGAGUUUGGCUACUUUUCGUUUGGUGGGAGCACCUGUAUAAUGGUCUUUCAAAAGGGAGCAAUAGAGUUAGAUGAAGAUCUGCUAGCCAACAGUGAGAGAUCACUGGAGACGCUGGUUACCGUAGGUGAAUCAUUAGGAGUGGCACGUAUGUAUUCAGCUGAAGUCAACGACCAGGUACACCGGCCAUCAAUUCAAGACAGUGUUGUCGGACUCGACAACGAUGUUGCCAGGAAGGGUGUACUUGCGUCUGCAAGUUUUAAUGUCCGAGGAGGACAUUUGGGACUGGAAGGAGAACCUGAAUACGACGUAGGUUCUGAUUAGCUGUUCAAAUCUGUGAAUAUUGGAAAUUUUUUUGUCUAUGCAGUCUUGGUUUCUUGGCCCAAGGUAGUCGACAAAUUGUGGUUCUCUUGUAUAAGAAACCUGUCGAGCCAAAGUAGACGCGACUUUGAUUGGUCUGUAAUUUGCUGCUGACUGCUAGCCUGCGGACAAUUUGUGAAGACCAUACUCUGUUGAGUUCCCUCUCAACUGUGCUCGUGAAAUGUUUUUUGCCAUGAGAUAGCUUGGUCAUAUUUGACCAAGCUUAGUGGCAUAGUGGCUCUGACACAUUUCGGCAUCUUCACUUUGGUGUAAAUGUGUAACCAAUGAUUGACACAAUGAAGUACGGAGUGUCCGAGGUUUCAGAGCCAGUCCGCUUCCUGAGAGGCUCCAUAGCAUCAGUCGAGGGAUUGGGUUCUUGUACAGAAGAAGGGACGAUUGCGUCAAAUUUUUUGCCCUCUGGAUGCAAUAUCAGACCUCUGUGGUCUAGCAGUGCGUUACAGUCAGUUGGCAUGAUGGACUAGAUUGUGAUUACUUCACUCCAAGUUUUACUAUCGCUUGAUUCCCUGUCUCCGAAGUUUUCUAGAGCUCCUGAUUCUGGCGUGGUGACACCAAGACAAGGCUUCAGAAGAUCACGCUUUUCGAAGAAAUCUCCAAGGCAGUGUGAACUGAACGAGGUUACAUAACGGAAGAUGAACGAGCCGGGAUGUGUUGGUUAUCAAUGUAACAGAGAAAGCUGAAGCAGAGGAUAGUUGAAGGAUCGUUGAAGAGACAGGCUCAGUUAGGAUGCAAGUUUUGAGGCAGGCUAAAAGAAAAUUUUGAGCUCUCGCUGCUAAGAUAGUUUAAGCUGAGAAUUAAGUUCUUGUACAGGAAAAAAAUUUUCCGGAAGAUAAAGCUGAUGUUUGUUGGAGAAU
This is a messenger RNA of Marchantia polymorpha subsp. ruderalis, 3419 nucleotides long. The record is from the annotation of a GenBank genome assembly. Lineage: Eukaryota; Viridiplantae; Streptophyta; Marchantiopsida; Marchantiales; Marchantiaceae.